Molecule: messenger RNA, 2118 nt
Organism: Funneliformis caledonium
Lineage: Eukaryota; Fungi; Glomeromycota; Glomeromycetes; Glomerales; Glomeraceae
Source: the annotation of a GenBank genome assembly
AUGGAUUUAGAUACUCAAUUGGUACCGUCCAGGUCUGGUGUUUCACAAGUCCUAAACAGAUUCACUUAUGUAUCAACUAUAUCACAUCUUCGAAGAUGUAAUGCUCCAAUUGGACGCGAAGGAAAGUUCACGAAACCGCGUCAACUUCAUAAUACACAUUGGGGUUACAUAUGCCCUGCUGAAACUCCUGAGGGACAAGCCUGCGGUCUAAUGAAAAAUCUAGCGCUAAUGUCAUACGUCUCAGUGUCUAUUCCAUCUGAUAUUUUAAAUGAAUUUAUUAACAGUUGCGGAAUCUGUCAAAACAUUAAUGAAACACCGUUUGAUAACAUUGUUAAAUUCACAAAAGUUUUUGUCAAUGGAAAUUUGACCUGUAUUACCGAUAGACCUUUGGAUUUAAUAAAAUCUAUUCCGGAGAUUAAGGGAAAUUCUCUUCCGGCCGAUAUUGGAAUUGUUAACGAUAUACUUGUGAAUGAAGUAAGAUUCUACAGUGAUUCAGGAAGAAUGUGUAGACCAUUAUUUGUCGUCGAAGAUCAGCAUUUAGUUUUGACUUCAGAUACUUUAUCAAAAUUAAAACUGGAGAUAGCACAGGAGGCAAACCAAAGUUUAUGGGAGGCAUUAGUAUUAGAGCGUUACAUCGAAUAUAUUGAUGCUGAAGAGGAAGAAUCUACCAUGAUAUGUAUCUCUCCGGAUGAAUUAUAUGAGUCGAGAUUGUAUAAUUUACGUAAACUUGAAGGUUUAAGACCAAGAAGGAAAAGACGAUCGGUCCAUGAACGUCUAAUUAAUUUACCAACUUAUCCAAAUAAGUGGACUCAUUGUGAAAUUCAUCCAAGUAUGAUUUUGGGUGUUUCCGCCAGUCUAAUUCCAUUUUCUGAUCAUAAUCAAUCUCCUCGAAAUACCUAUCAAUCCGCUAUGAGUAAGCAAGCAAUGGGGAUUUACGCGACUAAUUUUCGAUUACGAAUGGAUGUAUUGGCCAAUUUGUUGUAUUAUCCUCAGAAACCUCUUGUAACCACAAAAGUUAUGGAAUAUCUUCAAUUCAGAGAAUUACCUGCUGGGAUCAAUGUUAUCGUAGCUAUUAUGUGUUAUGGAGGGUACAAUCAAGAAGAUUCUUUGAUUAUAAACCAAAGUAGUGUUGACAGGGGAUUGUUUAGAAGCUUUUCUUAUCGACGUUACCUUGAUCAAGAAAAAAAAGUGGGCGUUUUGAACAUGGAAGAUAUAACCAAGCCAAAUCCUUAUACGACCCUUGGAUUAAAACGUGGAAAUUAUGAGAAACUUGAUGACGAUGGGAUCGUACCUUGUGGGGUUCGAGUUUGUGGAAAUGAUAUUCUUAUAGGAAAGGUGUCCACACUUUCACCUGAAGAUGAAUUGCUUGGCCAACGAAAAGAAUCUCAUGUGUAUCGAGAUGUUUCUACGCCAUUAAGAUCUACUGAACAUGGAAUCGUUGAUCAAGUAAUUGUUACCACAAACCAAGACGGAGCUAAAUUGGUGAAAGUUGGAGUUAGAAAUACGCGAAUUCCUGAAAUUGGAGAUAAAUUCGCAAGUCGUCAUGGUCAAAAAGGAACCAUUGGAAUCAAUUAUCGUCAAGAGGAUAUGCCAUUCACUGCUGACGGAAUUACACCAGAUAUUAUCAUAAAUCCACAUGCUAUUCCUAGCCGUAUGACGAUCGGACAUUUAAUUGAAUGUUUAAUGGGAAAGCUUUCAGUGUUUUCGGGUAGUGAAGGUGAUGCUACAGCUUUUUCUGAAGUUACCGUAGAAUCCAUUUCGCGAAAACUUGGUUCUUUUGGAUUCCACCGUCGUGGAUUGGAAGUUAUGUAUAAUGGUCAUACUGGACGUAAAUUAGCCGCACAAAUUUUCAUUGGACCGACUUAUUAUCAACGGUUAAAACAUAUGGUCCAAGAUAAAAUUCAUUCACGCGGAAGGGGUCCAGUUAAUAUAUUAACUAGGCAACCAGUUGAGGGGCGUAGUCGUGAAGGAGGAUUAAGAUUUGGUGAAAUGGAACGAGAUUGUAUGAUUUCUCACGGGACAGCCUUAUUUUUGAAGGAACGACUUAAUGAUGUCGCAGAUGCUUAUAGAAUUCAUUUGGUACCUUUACGUAAAGCGAAGACAGUUCGUGCCAUAAAU